Apis laboriosa (Himalayan honeybee) is the source of this 4733-nucleotide messenger RNA. Its product is annotated as G-protein coupled receptor Mth2-like. The transcript has 9 exons. The record is from RefSeq and is a predicted model, not a curated record. Gene Ontology annotation, biological process: cell surface receptor signaling pathway. Gene Ontology annotation, cellular component: membrane. Lineage: Eukaryota; Metazoa; Arthropoda; Insecta; Hymenoptera; Apidae. Bases 1701 to 3785 code for a protein of 694 amino acids. Gene Ontology annotation, molecular function: transmembrane signaling receptor activity.
UCCGCUCGUAGCGAGCGUACAGUCGCGUCUCUGCGCCCGUGUUCGCCGCUUCGUUUCCACUCCACGAUCGGUCUUCGUUCAUCGCGUCGCGAUUUUUCGAUAAAUUUACGGACCCUUCGCCUCUUGUGAGACAAGAUAGGGAGCUCGUGAUAAUAACUAAAAGGCGAAUCGAAUCGGAUCGAACAGGAUCCGUCCCCGCGAGGAGCGAAAAAAGUGGUGUGGAAGAAGCUUGGGAUGGGAGGGGGAUGAAGAGGUCGAGUUAGAUGGGGAAACUUUGAAAGACUCGAUCGGCGUUCGGCGAUUGUAGGUGCAACGAGGGGGAUCGAAUGGCGAUGAAUUCGCGGAUCGAUCGGUUCUUCGCGAGAGAAGAAUGUUGAGAUUGAGAGGAGGAGCGGCGUGAACGAAAGUGAAAUGGGAUUGGAGGGUUUUCCUGUUUCGAGGGAAUAAUCCUUCCAUUCCAUUUUAUUUAUUUUUUAUCAAAGGUGUCGAAAUAAUUACCGAGGACGAUCUCACGGUUUAAAGAAAGGUGGUGGAAUAAUUGAAAGGAGGGAGAAAAGUGUAAAGAAGGAGAAGCGUAAAGGUGAUAAAUUAAAGCGAAAUGGGAGAUCGUGGUGUCUCCUCUGGAGGAAAGAAAGCUAGGAAAUGAAGGAGCGGGAUAAUAACGCGAUCAAAGAAAGCGAUGAUUAAACUGUCGAAGUGUAGUUGAAUCUUGAAUAAUUAACUCGUAUUUUUUUUCUCUACGAAAAGACAAGCAAUUAUUUAUGUUAUUUGUUUUUGCACAAAACUAUUUAGAGAAGAACAUUUGCGAACAUUGCUUCGAUAAUUCUCAGAGAUUCGAAUUCGAAGAUCGAUCUAACGUGACAAAAGUGAAAAAGUUGAAAAAUUAAGUUAGAAAAGAAAAAAAAAAAAAAAAAGUCAGGUGCUGGAGCAAACUUUUGAUCGAAUCGAGAAUCGGGAGUAAAUUUUCGUUGGGACAGCCGAUAACUGUUACUUUUCAACGGAACGCCGCGCUAAUUUCGAGCAGAUAGCUCCUUCGUAAUUGUCCGAUCUCCCUCCAGAGAUUAUCCGGAUGCGAUUGCGUGCGUUGCAUCGCGCUGCAUUAUGCAACGAAAGCGACGAUUUAAUCGACCAGAGACGAGCUUACGUUGAAACGCUCGAAGAUUACCUGUGGGAAUAGAAUUGGAUGGAGAGUAGAGUAACGAGCAACGAUAUCGAUCGCACGCGUUAAGUAUUUAUAACCGUGCCUUAUCAAUCCUGCACACAGACGACAAAACGUUUUCGAAUAUAUACAAAUACGAAACCUCUUCUUCGAAAGAACCUCGAUCGUCGCGCUUAAUUCCUCUCUCCAAUUAUCUAAUUAUUUAAAAGGCUUCUUAAAUUAUUUAACAUCUUUUAUUUAACAAAACAAGUUUCUUCAAAUGCGAAGAUAGACGAGCGAAAGAUAUUUAAAUCGCUCGCCAAGUCUCUUUCGUGUAACGAACAAACAAAAAUAAAUAAAGUGGAUAAAUAAUCGAGAUGGAUUUACAAUAUCCAUUGUGCGGUGUCAGUUUCGUGCUUCUUCUUCGUAUACUCGAGUGUCCAGCGAGGGAAGAAAUUUAAACCUUCUACUAACUCGUAUCUCGUUUCGACGAUUCAAGUAAGAGAUCGGUUUUACUUCGAUCGAUUUGUUUCGAAAAUUUCGAAGGUGCGGAUUAUUCACGAUGACGACGAGAAAUUUUAUGAUCGUUUUAUCGUUGCUCAUCGAUGCUUCUUACGCGUUCAACAAAUGCUGCUCCCCCGGCGAAGUUUUCACGGGGACGUCGAAGGUGAAUUGUGCUCCAACACCUCUCAACUGUUCCAUCGAACUGUUCCUCGCCAACGGAAGUAACAGCGGAUUUCCUAUUUGCGAGAAACCCGAAUAUAUCGCCACGACUCCGCUCGACCAGCUCAACUCUAUGAGUUUCGUACAGAACACGUCCUGUAUAGAAAUUCUUCACGAACCAUCCACAUCUCAGAACGUACCGAUACUCGUGCAUUGUAACUCGAACGAGAAGGAGCAACUCUUUUCCUCCCAAUCCUUGUCGAAAUUGCGAUUCUUAAACGUUAGAAGGUGUUGCUCGAGCAACGAGGUGUUUAACGUAAUGCCAGGAAACUGUGAAUCGUCUAAGAACGUUGAAGAUGAUCUUUUAACGUUUUUUAACGUCACUGCGAAGGACGAGUUUCAGAAUAUAAAGAUAAUUUCGAUCAAUAAAGAAUUGCUUGAAUGCCCAAAAUCGAACGCCAUGUUUACUUAUGAAAUCGAUGCAGAGGACGUCACCAUCCUCGAUGAAUCUUUAAAGGUGAAGGUGUACUCGUGGGAAAACCAAACCGUGGAGAGUUUCACGAUCACAGAGAAGAACUCGUGUCUCGCGGUGACGCCGGAUUUCCGGUCGAAACGGCGCAUAGUUGUUCGCGUCUGCAGGGACGAAGAAUUGUGUCGGGACGGCAACUGUGUGAAUAAGUGUUUUAAAAAGACUAAAUCCAUGUGCCAGGAAAUACUGAUAAGCAAUUUGACUUUCUACGACAAGAUUUCGAAUAUCACUGGGACACCUAGAAACGUCACAGAAUAUGGGGUGAUCAGAUUUGAAUUGAAUUGCUCAAACGGAAUGUAUAUGGAACGCAUAGAGGACACGUUCGGGAUAUCAUCGAAUGGAAGCUUGAAGCUAUUGCCAGACAGGGAAUGGUUGACGCAAGACAGUUAUUGCGUGGAUAUGUUAUUCAACAACAAACAGGACAACUAUUGUAAGGAAGAUUUGUACGCCUUAAUCUGCUUCCCCGAAAGCACUGAAAACAUCAGAAAAAUACUUAAGACUAUUUUGGAAGGCAUCAGUUUCAUUUUCUUGCUAUUAACUCUGAUCGUUUACAUUUGCCUGCCUGUGCUUCAAAAUCUGCAUGGAAAAACUCUCAUGUCCCACGUGGCGAGUCUUAUGAUAGGAUAUCUUUGCAUUUCUUUAUUACCUUGGUUGAGAGAUAUUAAACAGAAUAAUAUCAUAUUCUGCUGUGCAUCAGGAUUCUUGUUGCUCUUCUCCUUCCUGUCAGCUUUUUCCUGGUUGAACAUCAUGUGCUUCGAUAUAUGGCGAACAUUCGGGAGGUUGCAGGGUAAUUUCACCAGAGAUCAAAAUCACGGCAAGACGUUUCUAUUGUAUUGUCUAUACGCGUGGGGUCUGCCAAUGUUCAUCACGGUCUUUGGCAUCCUGGACGAUCAGAUUUUAAUUCUGCCAAAUAAUUUCCGUCCUCAUUUUAACGAGUACUGCUGGUUCAAAGGACACGGGCAAAUUAUUUACUUCAGAGGUGUGGUCGCCAUCCAACUUCUAACAAACAUGGUGUUCUUCUUCUUGACGACAAAACAGUGCAACAAGGUGAAAGCAGAGUUAAAAAAGGUUACCAUCGACCCAUCAGAUCCAAGGAACAAACAAUUUCUCGCCAACAAAUCCAAAUUCAUCAUAAACAUGAAGCUGUUCAUCGUGAUGGGUAUAUCCUGGAUAGGAGAGAUCGUCUCGGCCCUGAUCGAAAAUUACGCCCCCUUCAAAUACCAGAACCAACUUUUCUAUCUGACCGAUACAUUCAAUUGUCUCCAAGGCUUGUGGAUAUUUAUCCUGUUCGUGGUUAAACGUCGGGUUCAUCAGGCGUUGAAGAAACGGCUAGGCUUCGACGAGAAGAAAAAGUUUAGCCGAGUUACCGCCUCCCUUCAAGAUCCGUUCAAAAUGAGGAAAAGCGUGAGUAACAGCACUUUAACGUCCACGUUCGCGGUUAGCUCGAUACCUUGAUCGAUCGUCCUUCAAAUUCUAUUCAUAAGUUCUAAUCGAUCCAAAGAAAUAUAGAUAUAUUUUUUGUAUUUUUUUUUUUUUCUACACAGAGCUAUUAUAUAUUUUUACAUUCUGCUUUUCACGAUGCAAGUACGAUAACUUUAUAUCUUGGGUGUAUAGAAUAACGGAAAUCAAAUUGAUAUAUGUAUAUAUUGCGGAUGUUUACGUUAAAUUUGUUAUUUUAGGAUAAAUAUACCCUACGUAGAAAAAGAUGGAGAUUUUAGAUUAGAUAUAUAUUUCGCACAAUUCGAAGAAUAUAUAAAUAUUUACGAUUUAAUCAUAUUUUUUUGAAAUUUUGCAAAUGUCAAAGAGGGGUAUUUGUAAUUUUUUCUUUUUUUUUUUUUUUUUCCACAACAAGUUCUAUCCUUCUUUUUUUUCCUUUCUUAAAUUUUAAUUUGAACUUUCGUUAAUCUUCCAUUCACUUAGGAUCACUUUUCGUUCUUCCUUCUUCGCAAAAAUACUCUCAAAAAUUCUAUCUUACUGCCACGUUAGUUGACGUCGCUUUUUUUUUUUUUUUUUUUUUUUUUGUACAAAUUGAGAGUACAAAAGUGGGAGAAGCUGGAAAAAGCUUUCCCUCUAUUUUCCUCGAUCGAAACUUUCCUCAGGGAAUGAAAAGGAUAUUGUACAUUUAUUUUUUUUAAAAAUUUAAUCGGUAUAUUACUCGUUUAUCUUAUAUAUCGUAUAAAAUUAUUGCAUAAGUUUUAUAUAACGAUGUUCAUAAUUUUCUAUAUUUGGAUAUAUAGCUUAUCGUUAUACAGGGGAAUUGUUCCUCGCCUGCAUACGAUAAAUUUAUAAUCAAACAAAUUAUUACGUAUUGUUAAUCGAGCUUUAAAUAUCUAUAUCUGUUAAAUUUAUUAACGUUAAAUUUAUUAUGUUCAAAUGAUGAAUAAUAUUAAAAAAAAAAAAAAA